CCUUCAAUUCAAGUCUUCUCUAUCAACUUAAAAUUUCCUGACUCCCAGUCUCUGAGACACACAUCCCCUCUGAUUUUUUUCUCGCGAAAGCAUCAUAAACGUCUUGCAUCCUGGGCCCAUAAACCACUCACCUGAAGGUCACGGCACCCCUCUCCCGCUGCCGGGGACGCCCCGCCCGCCGCGGAGUCUGGGCGUGGAGCCGCGCGUCGGUCCGCGGGCUGCGUGUCGCCGGGCGGGGCGGCUGCGGUUCCUCCCGCGCCAGCGCGUCCGCCGCAGUCCAGCCGGCCUGCCCGCGCCCAGAACAAUCAACCAUGACGACCGAAUCAGGAUCAGACUCAGAAUCCAAGCCGGAGCAGGAGGCCGCGCCCCAGGAGGCAGCAGGGGCGCAGGGCGCGGGGGCGCAGGGCACAGAGCCCCAGGCACUGGAGCAGCUCGAGGGUGCUGCGGCGCACAGCACCCCGGUGCACAGAGAGGUGUCCGACAAAGAGCCGGAGUUUGCUGCCACAGCUGCAAAACAGCUCGAGUACCAACACUUUGAGGAGGACAAGCUCUCCCAGAAGUCAUCCAGCAGUAAACUCUCCCGCUCCCCGCUAAAGAUCGUGAAGAAGCCCAGAAGUAUGCAGUGCAAGGUGGUCCUUCUGGACGGCUCGGAGUACGCUUGUGACGUGGAGAAACGCUCCAGAGGGCAAGUGCUGUUUGACAAAGUGUGCGAACACCUGAACCUGCUGGAAAAGGACUACUUCGGCCUCACGUAUCGCGACGCUGAGAACCAGAAGAAUUGGCUGGACCCUGCUAAGGAAAUUAAAAAGCAGAUUCGAAGCGGUGCUUGGCACUUUUCAUUUAAUGUGAAAUUUUACCCACCAGACCCUUCCCAGCUAUCUGAAGAUAUAACCAGGUACUACCUCUGCCUACAACUGCGUGAUGACAUCGUGUCGGGGCGGCUGCCUUGCUCCUUCGUGACCCUGGCCCUGCUGGGCUCCUACACAGUCCAGUCAGAGCUUGGAGACUAUGACCCCGACGAGUGUGGGAGUGAUUAUAUCAGCGAGUUCCGCUUUGCCCCGAACCACACAAAGGAGCUGGAAGACAAGGUGAUUGAGCUGCACAAGAGCCACAGAGGAAUGACGCCAGCAGAAGCAGAAAUGCAUUUCUUGGAAAACGCCAAAAAGCUCUCCAUGUAUGGGGUGGAUUUGCACCAUGCCAAGGAUUCAGAAGGAGUAGAAAUCAUGUUAGGAGUGUGUGCCAGUGGCCUCCUGAUAUAUCGUGACCGACUGCGAAUAAACAGAUUUGCCUGGCCCAAGGUUCUGAAGAUUUCAUACAAAAGGAACAACUUUUACAUUAAGAUUCGGCCGGGGGAGUUUGAACAAUUCGAAAGCACCAUUGGGUUUAAGCUGCCAAACCACCGAGCUGCUAAGCGCCUGUGGAAAGUGUGUGUGGAGCACCACACGUUUUUCAGACUGUUGUUACCAGAAGCACCGCCAAAGAAAUUCCUCACCCUGGGGUCCAAGUUCCGGUACAGCGGCCGCACGCAGGCUCAGACGCGGAGAGCCAGCGCCCUCAUAGACCGCCCCGCGCCUUACUUCGAGCGCUCGUCCAGCAAGCGCUACACCAUGUCCCGCAGCUUGGAUGGAGCAUCAGUGAAUGAAAACCAUGAAAUAUACAUGAAGGAUUCUAUGUCUGCUGCAGAGGUUGGCACUGGCCAGUUCGCCACCACAAAGGGCAUCUCUCAGACCAACCUGAUCACCACUGUGACCCCAGAGAAAAAGGCUGAGGAGGAGCGCGAUGACGAGGAGGAGGACAGACGGCGGAGAGCUGAGGAGGCCACACCCGUCUCUGCGAUCCGGCAUGAGGGAAAGACGGACAGUGAGCGCACAGAUACCGCGGCUGACGGCGAGACCACCGCCACUGAGGAGCUAGACAAAACUCAAGAUGAACUAAUGAAACAUCAAACAAACAUUAGUGAGCUGAAAAGAACGUUUUUAGAGACCUCCACAGAGACAGCCGUCACGAAUGAGUGGGAGAAGAGGCUGUCUACGUCCCCGGUGCGACUGGCAGCCAGGCAGGAGGACGCGCCCAUGAUCGAACCCCUCCUGCCGGAAGAGACUAAGCAGUCUUCUGGAGAAAAGCUCAUGGAUGGCUCUGAGAUCUUCAGUUUAUUAGAGUCGGCACGCAAGCCUACAGAGUUCAUAGGCGGGGUGACCUCCACUUCACAGAGCUGGGUGCAGAAGGUGGAAACCAAGACCGAGUCUGGUGAAGCAGAGGCGGAAAAGACCCCGCAGCACCCAGCGCUCAGCACGGAGAAGCUGGUGCAGGAGACAGUGCUGGUGGAGGAGCGGCGUGUGGUGAAUGUGCAUGCGAGUGGGGAUGCUCCUCGCACGGCGGGGGAUGAGCCAGAGACUGCCGCCCAGCUCCAGCCCUCACCCCGAGGAGCUUCUGCUGCAAAGGGGAAGGAGGGCUCUGCUCUGGCCGAGGAGGCAAAAGAAGGCAGAGGGACAGAGGCUGAUAAACCUGUUCUAGGACAGGAAGAGGCAGCUGCUGCCCUCCACAAGCCAGAGGAGGACCCAGGAGCAGCCUUCCACGUUUCCGAAACUUCGGACCAAAGGACUCAUUCUGAGUCAUCCUCCAUGAAGACGGAAACCAUCAGCUUUGGUAGUAUUUCACCAGGUGCUGGGAAACUAGACAUUUCCACCAAGGAAGUUCCAGUUGUUCACACAGAAACAAAAACCAUCACAUAUGAAUCCUCACAGGUCGAUCCAGGGGCCGAUCUGGAGCCAGGCGUGCUGAUGAGCGCGCAGACGAUCACUUCGGAGACCACCAGCACCACCACCACCACACACAUCACCAAAACUGUGAAAGGAGGCAUUUCGGAGACCAGGAUCGAGAAGAGAAUAGUCAUCACAGGAGAUGCCGACAUUGACCAUGACCAGGCUCUGGCUCAGGCAAUUAAAGAGGCCAAAGAGCAGCACCCUGACAUGUCAGUGACCAAAGUAGUGGUUCAUAAAGAGACAGAGAUCACGCCGGAAGAUGGAGAGGAUUGACGGAGGAAUAACUUAGCUUGCACAUGAGUCCAGUAUUUGCAAACCUUUAGGAAAACCAGAGCCUCUAAGGAGUUGCCUCUUCUAACCCAACUGACUUGUAUCUGUCCGUGGAAAAUUCCAAUCCAGAAGAAUUGACCUUGACCAUUAAAAAAGACCCUGGCAGAGAGAUCUUCCCCUCGCAGAGCAAUCCAAAUCGGCACCACGACACUGACACUGCAUGAAGCAAGGAUAAAAUUACAAACAAGCAGCAUUUUUACCUUUCACCAAAUGUCUCGGUUUUCAGCUGUUCCUGCACGUUCACAACCAACGAUAUAAACGGUGAUCUCAUGUAACCCAUCAACAGCUCAUGCCUUUCAUAGUUGAUUAUUAUUAAAGUUUCAACAAAAUUGCGAUUUCUUAGGUGACAGAUCUUCUGUUUACAGAUCCACGAAGAUUACCCUACAGUGCUAGAAGCCAUCUAGGUCCGGUGUGCCCAAUUUAUCCCAGAUUAGAUGUGCCAAUAACCGAGUCUCUUCUGUAAACAACUUGAAUCUUGUACCUGUUUCCUCUGGUUUUAUUCUUCUCACCCAUAAACAGCAAUGCCUCUCUGACCCUCUGGAAAUAUUUAAUGCUUACAAUCUUGCUUUGUGCAUCUAAUUGAAUCCGUUAAAAGGUAGCACUGAUUUUAGCAUAUUCAUGUGAUUUCUUCCUUAUUGUUUGCUUUGAUCUGCAUUCAGUCUGGAAAGCUUCCCGGAGAGCCCUAACAAGUCCCAGAUAUGUACUUUGUCAUUGUUUGGGGAAGAAAACCUGUGUUUUUGUUAGUUUACAAUAUUAUGAAAUUUCACUCCCGCAAAACCCAGUGAGCUUCUGUUGCUGUGUUCUUCGUUUCUUUUUCUUUGUAUUUUUUCAUUGAUUUUUUUUCUUCUUUUUACUUGAAAAAAAAAGAGUUUUAUUUCCAAAUCUGGUCCAUAUUUACAAUCUAGUUCAGAGCCAAGCCUUAAACUGUACAGACUUUCCACUGUAAUUAAAACUAUUUAGUGUUUAGUUAUAAAUAGCCUUCAGAAAGAUAUAUUCUCCAUUACACUGUCAACUGCAUUACACCCCGUGGUGAAUGAUGUUUCUGCAUAGCAAAAUAAAAAUGACAAAUGCA
This is a messenger RNA of Octodon degus (degu), 4164 nucleotides long. It is a transcript of the gene Epb41l3, whose product is annotated as erythrocyte membrane protein band 4.1 like 3. Gene Ontology annotation, biological process: cortical actin cytoskeleton organization. The record is from RefSeq and is a predicted model, not a curated record. NCBI's taxonomy places the organism in Eukaryota, Metazoa, Chordata, Mammalia, Rodentia, Octodontidae. The transcript has 21 exons. Bases 312 to 3035 code for a protein of 907 amino acids. Gene Ontology annotation, molecular function: actin binding; structural molecule activity. Gene Ontology annotation, cellular component: cytoskeleton; plasma membrane.